Molecule: messenger RNA, 4259 nt
Organism: Musca domestica (house fly)
Lineage: Eukaryota; Metazoa; Arthropoda; Insecta; Diptera; Muscidae
Exons: 3
Coding region: 19-4167 (1382 amino acids)
Molecular function (GO): protein binding; calcium ion binding
Source: RefSeq, a predicted model, not a curated record
UUCGAUUUUUUUCGGAAAAUGCCAAAUAAUUUUCAAACUCGAAUUUAUUUCCUUCUCGUUGUCUUCACAUCGCUUGCAGAAUUCCGCAAGCAGUGCGAGCCAUCGCUCUGCAAUCACGAAGGACAGUGUUUUGAAGAAAAUGGCCAACCGACAUGCCAAUGUGUGGGCCACAAAUACUUUCGAGGUCCGCGCUGUACGGAACUUGUGGAUAAUUGCCUCGAAGAGCCAUGUGAAAAUAAUAGCGAAUGUCUAAAUUUGGUCGGCCAAUUCAUGUGCCGAAACUGCGAAGAAGGUUAUGGCGGUCUCUGGUGUGACAUUGAGAAUGAAAAUGUUUUUCAAAACAUGCUCUUAUAUUUCAAUCACUACGGCUACUAUUCCGAAGAACACACAUUUCUGCUGCUUGUGGAGCAGCGUGGAUUUGUAAACUUUUCCGUGGAGUUGAUGGGCCACAAUUAUGUUAUCGAUAGUUUUGAAACGAAUUCAGAAAAUAUUGGCCAGCAAUGGACAUAUUCGCCCGAUUUGGAAUCGUUGAUUAGACAGAAUGGUAUACGUUAUCACAACGAUCUGCCAUUUAACAAGGGCUACUACCACCGGGCCCAUGAAGUUUUUUGGCACUUGGGCAUUUUGACCCUGUCCUUGCGUUCGUACGAUACCGAAACGGCCACCGAAUUCUUUCAUUAUCAGGAAUUCGACAUAUUAAUUUUGCCUCGAAGGGAGUUGGAAUGUGUGCCACAACUGAAGUUCGAGCAUGGAUUUGAUCCCCUGGAACCACUGAUGUUGAAUAUUGCACGUUUUAAUACGUUCGAAGCAGUGCUGCAACAGCACUGUCACUCGUAUUCGAAUGUCGUCUACGAAUGGCGGGUUUUCAAUACAAUCGGCAAUAAACGAUUGCAUGAUUUUGGAACCACCAAUUUGCCCGUCUUGAAAGUCGCUCCGUAUCGCCUCUGGUUUAGUUAUCACAGUGAAGUAAUGUCUUCCUACUCAUUGGUACUCAGGAUGUCGGGGAGAGACAGAGAGAGGGGGUUGGAAUUUGUCACAGAGGCUAGGUGUUUCAUUCUGGUAUUACCGAAACCGGUGAAGGCCGUUAUAGCCGGAGGUCUUCGCCGACAAAUUGGCAUCGCUCAAAAUGUCCUGUUGGAUGGUUCGAAAAGUCGUGACUUUGCAUUGGCCCCAGAUGCAUUGCAGGAUUUAUUAUUCAACUGGACCUGUGUGUCCUUACAAGAAUCAGGUGAUGAAUUCUGUCACAAGAAUAUGGGAACAGAAAACAAAGUGUACAUACAAGCGGGCAGUCUUAAUGCCAACAACAUCUACAUAUUUACUCUAACGGUAAAAUCCAAAGUAAAUAUUUUAAGCUCUGACAAAGCUCAACAAGAAGUCCACAUUGUGACCGACCAUCAACUAAACGUCGAUAUGAAAUGUCGGAGAAAUUGUUUACGUGAUCAGUACGUUGCCGGAUCCACGGUCCAUGUUGAGGGAAUAUGCUCGCAAUGCCCUCCGAAGAUCAACUUCUUUUGGACCGUAAAUGGUGUCGAGCAACGAGAAAAUCAUCGCCACCUCAUAUAUAAACCCAAAAAUGAAGAAACUCGACUGCUAAUUGACCUAGAAGUUGAUGCCGAAGCAUUCAAAGGACAUUUCUCAAUUGAAUUUCAGCUAAAUACCCCACCUAGUGGAGGUCAUUGCUCCGUAGUACCCUCUGCCGGAACGGCAUUGGAAACCGAGUUUCGCAUACAAUGUGAGAGUUAUGAAGAUCAGGACUUGCCAUUGGAGUUUCAUUAUUUUUCAGGACACUUUCCUCUUAAGCGCAUUAAUGAGGCCCAAAUUAUUGUGAAAUUACCAGAAAGUACUACCUUGACAGUUCUGAUAUGCGAUCAAUGGAAUGCGUGCACUGAAACAGUAUUAGAUGUGGACAUAUCAGCCCUCCCCAGACCCAGCAAUUUUCACGAGUUUCUAUUGACAAAUGGAACCGAUCCUAAAGAGUUCUUUGAAAAUUCCCAACGACUGGCAGCUUUUGUUUUGCUCAAAUCGGUUGUGAGAUUUGUGACAACCGAAGACGAAGCCAACUUCGUAGUGGAUCAAGUACAUAACAUCUCCCUCUUAACACUCCUAGCAAUCGAGCAAUGGCUAGCAAUCAGCCAUGAUCUGGUAAUGAACCUUCGCCCACUCGAUUAUCGUAAAUCCUUGGCCGUUACAAAGUACAUGCAUAAACUCAGGCAGGGUCUUCAACUCAUAAUCGAGGAUCAUGAAAUCAAAUACCUUAACAUCGAACGAUACCAGCUGGCCAUGCAUCAAAUUGUAGAUCUUAUGCGGGAGUUUGCCAAACCUUGGGAGCCCCCAAUGGAUAUUCAGACACUCAUGCCUGAAACGAUAAUGGCGACAGACCCUUUGGCAGAACACUACUCUGAGUUAUCCGACUUCGAUAUUCUUAUCGUGGAAAAGAUUGCAAAUUGGUUGGAACUUUCAAAAGAAGUGGAAAGAAUUUUCCAAAUGUUCAGUUCCCAGGCGACACAUAUCUACCAACCCAAGGAACCCGCUUUCGUAAUCAAUGAUCAUCCCUGUGAAAUGCUUUUAUAUGCGAUUGAUGAUGCCUCCAGGCAAACGAUUGCCCUUGGGGAACCCUCAAUGGAGGUGCACCUAUCCCCUGAGGCAAUUUUGGACUUACAAAGUCUAGUCAAAAGCCAUGACCUUGUCAUUCAAGUGGGCUCAAUGGGAAUGAACAGAUUCUGGUGGUAUCCGCAUGAGCUACCCAUUUCCUCGGAUGUUUUAUAUUUUUCCACAUUUCCGCGGCUACCUCCCUCCUCGCGGCUCAACAGUCCCCUGUCGAUAAAAUUCCAUUUAAAAAUAUCAUUAGCGAAUCAAGAAAUUCAGGGUAAAAUCAAGGCCCGGCAACAUAUGUCCAUGUUCACCGUGGAAGUUCCGAGCCAUUCAUUACUGGUUUCGAAAAUGCAUAACCUCAAUUCGAGUAUCUCAAUAGGAAUUGGCUUGGGAGAAAAACCCACUGGGUUUCAAAUGCAACAAACGAUUUCCAAACUCGACGCCAGUCAACUGUCUUCCCAAAAAGUCCAUUUUGCUUUUAACAACAACUCCCACAUCACCGAAGCCUACAUAGCAUUCCUAGCACAAGAAGGGGUGAGCAAAUUUCCCCUGUUCUUUAAGUUUUCAGUGGACAUUUAUCAGUGCCUCUACUGGGAGUGGAAUAUAGAAAAUCCUCAGUGGUCCUCCGAUGGCUGUAGGCCUAAAUAUAAUUUAACUGUCAAUUGGCCGGAGUUGGAAUGUGAAUGCCACCACUUUUCUGACUUCGCUGCCAGGACAUACCAACCGACGGUCAAGGAGGACCUAAGAGAACACUGGUUGCUGGAUCACUUGCCCAUCAAUUGGCACAUCCUGAUAUUUUACAUUCUCUCACUGCUUGUGUUUCUGACAGUGCUACUCAUCAAUUUUCGACGCAUACGGAACACCAGACCCAUACUCAUUUCGGAUGCCAAACCCAUGAAACAUCCUAAUCUUGAAAUUCUCAUAUAUACCGGAUCACAUUGGAAUUCAUCGAGCACAUCAAAUAUUAAAUUCAGAUUUGUAUCGGAGAGAGGUCCCUACACAUUGAGAAUUUUCCAAAAUCCAUGGAAACCACAGCUUUUGAGAAAUUCCAUUCGCCAACUGCUGCUGGAUGGUCAACAUGUGAAAUUUCCUUUUAAAAUUGCCAUUUCCGGUGAUCAAUCUGGUCGUUUCCCUUCCUGGUAUUGCCAUCGCAUAAUUGCCCACAAUCAUGCCACGAAGGAAAAGCAAAUCUUUCUGGUAAACAAUUGGAUUACUCAGCAACCAUUGGAAGUAAUGCCAUCGCUCUCAGGUGGCACUUGGAGUGAGCGUUUCCAUGAGCACUUAAGUAAUUUCUACAUUAAUUGGUUCCACUUUCAACCUCUUUGGGGACCGGUAAAAUACAAUGACUCCUGCUCUUUGCAACGCUCCUGCAUCUGGGUGUCACAAACCUUUGCCUCCGUGUGCAUAAUCUCUUGCUAUUAUGGUCCCACAACAAUGGAUUCCUAUGAAAGAGAUAUAGACACCUACUUUUAUCUCAGAUUCAAGGCUGGCGAACUAUUCAUGCUUUCAUCCGUUUGUUUCUUUGUCAGCUUGCUUAUUAAAAUUCUCAUUAAAAUAAUAAUAACUAUUAUCUAAACAAAGAAGAGAAAGAGAUGUGUCGUAUUCAUUCGUUUAAAAAAUGCUGUCAAACUGAACAAAAUGUACAUUUUGAGUACUAAAAAGGCCUA